This is a messenger RNA of Aureococcus anophagefferens, 1428 nucleotides long. RefSeq lists its product as hypothetical. Lineage: Eukaryota; Pelagophyceae; Pelagomonadales; Pelagomonadaceae. The record is from RefSeq and is a predicted model, not a curated record. Bases 1 to 1428 code for a protein of 475 amino acids. Gene Ontology annotation, cellular component: axonemal dynein complex; axoneme. Gene Ontology annotation, biological process: regulation of cilium movement; cilium-dependent cell motility; axonemal dynein complex assembly. The transcript has 2 exons.
AUGCGCCAGCGCGAGUACGACGCCCAGAACCAGAAGUACCAGGCGGCGCGCAACGAGCUGAAGCAGCGCAUGGAGCAGGAGAAGGCCAACAGCCGCAUGAACCGCCUGAAGAUCCAGAACCAGUGGCGGAAGAUCAUGCGCCUCGCCAAGGUCGAGUCGCUCCGCAAGGGCAUCGAGAUCCUGUCGCAGAACCACGAGCGCGACGUCGACCGCAAGGACGCCAUCAUCCAGAUGCUCGACCGCGACCUCGAGGAGGCCGAGGACCAGUUCCAGAUGGCGCUGCGGAGCCACCUGCAGAACAUGGACCAGCUCAUCGACCUCCAGGACUCGCGGCUGUUGACGUCGGAGCAGGAGUUCGAGCAGGAGCUCCACACGCUCGAGGCCGAGUUCCAGGCGGAGAAGGAGGCCAUCGUCAAGCAGCACGCGCUCGAGACGCAGGAGCUCAACGACAUCAUGUCCGCCGUCGAGUCCGAGGAGCAGGAGCGCGAGGCCGAGGCGAAGCAGGAGCACGAGCAGCUCCGCGAGGAGAUCCGCAACAAGAACUUGGAGGAGAUCAACAUGCUGCGCAUCGGGUUGGACUCCCAGAUCGAGGACCUGGAGCAGCACUUCGAGACCGCGCAUUUGAAUUAUCUCCAGACGACGGACCAGCGGACGCACGACUUCAAGUACUACACGAAGAAGGACCAGGAGCUGUCCAAGGAGAUCGAGAUCAAGAUCCGCAAGAUCGAGCGCCUCCAGGCGUCGCUCCACCACUGGCGCACGAAGCUCAUGCAGAACAUGAAGGAGUGCUCGACGCGGAACGCGCUGCUCCUCGAGGAGAAGAACAAGAUCCAGGGCCACUUCCAGCAGCUCAAGGCGCGCAUGAACCGCUUCCGCACGUCCCAGGGCAAGCGCCUCACGGAGCUCACGCAGAACGCCCACGCCUGCAAGAAGAAGAUCUCGGGCCGCAUCGGCCUCGCGGAGCGGAUCCUCGUGCUCUCGGAGCUCGCGCGGAAGAUGGAGACGGAGCAGGAGAAGGUGAUUCCGUUUCAGGCGAACCCGAACAACACGGAGGCCGACGCCGACGAGGCCGCGGCCGCGCUCCAGACGUCCAGUUGGACCGCCGACGGCAAGCCCGUCCAGGAGUGGUGCCACCUCGACAACUUCCUCCGCAAGUACAACAAGGUGCUCCUCGACAAGCUCGCGAUCGAGCGCGAGCGCGAGCGCCUCGAGGCGGAGAACGGCGACCUCCAGACCAUCCUCAAGCAGUACUUCGACGGCGUCUCCGUCAACGACGCCGUCAUGCGCUCCGCGAACCCGCUCUUCGUCGUCAACGGCAAGCUCAACAUCUCCCAGCCCCUCCCCGUGCGCCGCGCGCCCGACCAGCUCACCGUCGUCGACGCGAACCACAUGGUCACGACGAGCCGGGUGAACACGACCUACUUCUAG